AUGAUGCGCAGGCAGCGCGUGCAGCGGCUGGUAGCGCGCGCCUGCGUGCGUGGGGAGCGCCCGCCGUCAGCUGCCUCCCGGCCGCUAUCAUCAGACGAGGGCGACGCGGGGGCAGCCGGGCCAAGGGCGUCUUUGGAGCGCCAGGCGGUGGCGGCGGCGGCCGAGGAGGCGGAAAAGCCUAGCGAG
Molecule: messenger RNA, 186 nt
Organism: Gryllus bimaculatus (two-spotted cricket)
Lineage: Eukaryota; Metazoa; Arthropoda; Insecta; Orthoptera; Gryllidae
Source: the annotation of a GenBank genome assembly